CUGUUGUCCCUAUUGGUUUGCGAAUAAUAACUGAUCGUAGAUCAGUGAGAAGGCUUCAACCCCCUCUACGAUGUUUUAAGCGCAUACGUGUACAAUGCAUCCAGGGACAGGUGGCCUCAUCCUGCACAUCACUCCAAUUGUUGUCGCGUAUCCAUGGUGACGAGACCUCCGAGUCGCUUUGCUCGUCUUCAAUUUUUCAUUUAAGUGGCUUUUUGAUUUUUUUCCUCGAGAAAGCGUUUAUUUAAUAGGUGUUAUUAUAGAUUUGAUAUAAAAUGUGGCGGCGUAAUUGGCAACUUCCAGUACUUUUUUUUCCAGACACAGACAGCUUUUUCCAAUCGCUGUAAGGUAGCAGGACUAUCGUUUGUGUUGCACUGACGUUGCAUUUUGGGGUUAUUGAACCUGCAACUCCGAAUUUGCCAAUCGGUUGCUGACUUUAUCAAAUUUUUUGAAGUUGCCAUCAGUGGUGUAGUGGGGAUUUUUUAAGUGGGUGUACGGGAUUCUGGGAUGUUCUACAUAUACAUACAGAACAUCAAUCAUAGGCUACAACACCAGUUGAACUAACGUUAAAUUUAAUGUUUUACUACUCCAAAAUAAUCACAGGCCAACGUUAUUAAGCAUAACUCGCAUUAGGGCUAAAACCGAAAUAAACAUUGAAAGUGGCGCCGGGAGAAGUGGGUGGACGGCGUACCCCCGCGUACCACGCCCACUACACCCCUGGUUACCAUAGCAACGCCGCUUUUACGCGUCUGUUUGCUUGCGGUCGACCGACGAAUGUUUUCUGUCUUGUUGGUGGGAAGAAUUUCAAACGACCGCCAAUAGGACCUUGGGAAAACAAGCGGUAGAGGACCAAAGAGAGACAAGUGUUCAAAAGAAAAAUAUGUCGGACAUAUUGUGCAAAUGGCUCAACGAGGAGCUUCGCCUGUCAAAGAUUGUCGAACCAAGGAACUUUGCGAAGGAUUUCUCCAGCGGGUACCUCAUUGGAGAAGUUUUACAAAAAUAUCAAAUGAUUAAUGAUGUCAGUGUCUUUAUGAAAACAGACACCUCCACCUCCAAACUGAACAAUUUCACACGCCUUGAGCCAACUCUCCAUCGGCUAGGCAUCUCCUUCGACUUGACCAGAGCUCAAGCAGUGAUGCAGGAGAAGCCUGGCGCCGCCACACAUCUUCUUUAUCAGCUCUACGUCUCACUAGAAAAGCAGGGAAAGAGGAAAUCCGAAAUCAUGCAACCUGAUGCCCUGCAUAAAAAAGGUCACAAAAUCUUCUCUGAUCGUCUAAAUCUUGUGGUGAAGAAACGCGAUGCAGAGUUGAAGUUGCAGAAAGUCAAUCAAGACGUAGAGAAGAGACGCCCUCAGUUUGACAAGUCAGCCCAGAAGAAGAGUCAACUCAAAGAUCAAGAUGAGAAGAGAACCACAAACAUGAGGAAGUUUUCUCGUCCAAAAUACAGUGAUGUCAUGUCAAGUCAAAACCAGUCCACUGACGUCCAGGUGCCAAAACCGCCCCCCUACACUUCGUUGGUCAACAUGAGGCGGCACAAGCAUCAGCAACGCAAAGAUCAGCAAGCAGAGAUUGUCCAAGCUGAAAUUGCAGAGUUUGAGAUGAAUAGGAAGAAGCUGACCACUUCGGGCUUGGCUUCCUCUUCAGGGGAUCUCGUUGUUCCACUUGGAGGUAGCACUCAGGCCAACGGAGGUGAAAAUGAGCUCAUGCUUCAGUCCAGCAGCGCGUAUAUUCAGGAGAUCCGCCGGAGGUUGCAGGAAAAUGUUGCCGCUUCUGAGCAGAGAGAAAAGAGACGAAUCAGAUGCCUGGUCGAGCAGCUCAAAGCCCAUGUGGCUCAAGAGGAGAGAUGGCGAGAAGAGCAGCUGGUAAGGUGUCUGACAGGCCAGACUCAGCAAGAGAAACGUUUGGCAGUGCAGCUACUCCAGAUGCGCAAGCAGAAAGAUGCAUUUCGUCAGAAUCGCCUGCUGAUAGAACAGCAAUUCCAGCAACAGAGAGAGAAGGAAUUCCGAGAAGCUCUAGAAAGGGAAGCGGCCUUGACCCGUCAAGCUCAGUUGGAGCGGGCAGAGGAGAUUGAACUGGAGCUGGAGUUCUGCAAGAAGAUGGCUGCCGAGUGCGCUCGGAACAGAUCCAAGAAGCACUUUGAGAACUGUAAGGAAAUUUUGGAGCAGAUUUUGGACUUGGCCACCAAGGUUGGAGAAUAUCGCGUGCUCACCAAAAAUCUGAUUCCAGCAAAGCUGAUGCGUGAAUGGAAGGAACUGUUGUUAAACGGUCUCCCUCUUUACGAGCAGCAGCGGCUCACAUCGCCUGAUCCAGUUGAGCUCCAGAAACAGGAGCUACUCAAUAGUCAAGAUUACGAAGAAUAUGUUAACAUGGUGGGAGAAUGGACAUGGACAGAGGAGUCCGGGGAGGCCAGUUCACCAGUUGUGCCGAGCCUCAACGUGAUUCUCAGACACGUGUUCUUGAGAAUGAGGAGCUUGAUCCCACCACAGAGCCCAUCAACAAUUCCUGGCUACAGGCUCAAGGCGUGUGUCCUGGGCAAGUUCUGCUCCGGCAAGACCACCUGCCUGAAGAAGAUUGCUCAAGAACUCAAAAUAUGUGUCCUAUCAGUGGACACACUAGUCGAGGAGGCGCUGAACGCUCACCAAAGUAGAGAGAGGGUCAGAGACGAAAAUGAAGAAACUGAGAAUGAAGUAGCCGCAAUUCUGAAUACUGAUCUGCACCGCAAAGAGGAAAGAGCGCGCAUAAACUUGUCGAUCCGUGCACUGCUGGGAAGUGCUGCUGCAGAAGAGCUGAGCAAAGGCAAAGUCAUCCCCGACGAGCUGUUGGUGGACAUUGUCGUGGAGGCUAUCAGCCAGGUUCCUUUCGAGUCAGGCUGGAUCCUGGAUGGCUUUCCGGUCAACAUAGAUCAGGCCCAUCUUCUGGAGACAGCCGUUGCCUCGCUCGACAUCGGGUACGAAGUAGUGGGCAGAAAGAUAGACCUCGCCAUUGAUCCGAAUCCUCCGCUGCCCCCGCCCCCGCCACCAGCACUGGACUUGGCUGUACUGAUGGAUAUUCCUGAUCAGUGUGUUGCCAAGCGGGCGGUCAAUUCCCCUGAUGGAGGCAAACACACUUCUGGUGCACAUGUCAACAAGCGAUUGUUUAUUGCGCAGAUUCCACACAGGAUCACAUCUUUUCAGGAUAACUGGAUUAAACUAGAGGAAUGGUUUGGAAACGCUGGCAGGAAAAGCAUUUUGACGCGUGUGAAUGCAGAUGUAACGAUGGAGGAGCUUUACAUGACCAUGAAAAGUAUCCUACAGAAGGCUAUAGUACAAAAACAGGAAGCUCCUAGGUUUCCUCAUGUUGAGGAAGUUGUGUUGGACACCCCUUCAGUGUCUUCCCCUUCUGCUGUGAGCUCUGCACAAACGCCGGCCCUCACAAAUGAAGAUUCCAAACAUGAAGGAUCCCAGUUGAGCCUCACUGAGGACAAAUCCAAUUCGGUCACCCCAUCAGAUCCAACAAGCAAGAUGUCAGUUGACUCAGUGGCCGAUGAGGACUUGCAAGAAGCCCCACCCACCUCUACCUCACCUAUCCCGGGUUCUUCCCGCUGGGUCUAUGUAGAUGAGCCACUUUCCUCAGAUAAAGCGGCGUAUCUGUGCCAACAGUGGGAGUCAAUAUGUGAUUCUUAUGUGAGCAGUGUAAAGGCUGUGAUGCAGGAGCUCCGCUUAGAACGUACAGUUAUUGACCAGCACUUGUAUGAUAUCAGAGAGGAGUUCAAGCAAUUCCUAGAGCGGCCGGACCUGAAGCAGGAGUUAGUCUCUCAGUGGCAGAAGGACUACAACAGCAUACCUGAUGAUCUGAGGAAAAACGAGGAGACCAAAGCAGAGUUAAAUCAUCGCCUGGAUGACUUGCGGGAGCAUUUGUGGGACAUUGUCGACACGCACAAGGAAGAUGAUGAGACACAACGGGCUGUGCUCAUACGUGAGAAAUGGUUGGAGGACCACACCACUAUCCUUGUCAACCAUCAUUUAAGACUCAUACAGGUGGAAAUGAGCCGUUUUCAGAACACACGCAAUAUUUUGCGGGACUACUAUCUUAAUGGGGGUCAACAGGAACACCUGGACUCUAUCCCCCUCCUUGACAUUGAAGAUAUAGGACCUGCAAAGAUACUUCGUGAGAUCUUGAUCGCCAAACACGACGAUGCCCUCACAGUCAUAAGUAAACUGGUGUCAACAGAACCGCAGCAGGUGGAGCUGAAAGCACAAGACGUCGAGAAAAUCCAAGAGAAGGAAAAAGCCCAGGAGAAGGAGAAAGAAAAGGAAAAGGAAAAAGAGAAGGAAAAGGAGAAAGAGAAGGAAAAGGAGAAAGAGAAUGCAAACAAAAAGAAUAAAGACAAAGAUAAAAAACUGAAAGGCAGUGAAUUAAUUUAGCAUCAUGGCUUGCAGCAGGUUAUCUACUUUAUUUUAUAGUGCAUAUUGUUUUCAUCUUGUGGUCAGGUUCCCCAUCCCCUCCUCCUGCACCCAGCCCACCACCAGCUGUGGAAACAGUGGAGAAGACCCCAGUGGGCGUUAAAAAUGUCAA
Hippocampus zosterae (dwarf seahorse) is the source of this 4550-nucleotide messenger RNA. RefSeq names its product sperm flagellar 2 (gene spef2). The coding region runs from base 878 to 4399 and encodes 1173 amino acids. NCBI's taxonomy places the organism in Eukaryota, Metazoa, Chordata, Actinopteri, Syngnathiformes, Syngnathidae. Gene Ontology annotation, biological process: sperm axoneme assembly. Gene Ontology annotation, cellular component: sperm midpiece; manchette. The transcript has 26 exons. Gene Ontology annotation, molecular function: protein binding. The record is from RefSeq and is a predicted model, not a curated record.